Molecule: messenger RNA, 2685 nt
Organism: Alosa alosa (allis shad)
Lineage: Eukaryota; Metazoa; Chordata; Actinopteri; Clupeiformes; Clupeidae
Gene: cds1
Product: CDP-diacylglycerol synthase (phosphatidate cytidylyltransferase) 1
Exons: 13
Coding region: 313-1677 (454 amino acids)
Cellular component (GO): endoplasmic reticulum membrane
Molecular function (GO): phosphatidate cytidylyltransferase activity
Source: RefSeq, a predicted model, not a curated record
GUGUUUCGCUGCCUGCUGCUCUCGGUUGAGUCAGAACGAAGGAGAGAGAAGGAUAGGCUGCUUGCCCACCGCAGCACCAACUAGACAACCCAAGAACUGCGGGUAUAAACAAAUGCACGCAUUAUCUUGGCGGAUGACUGGAGGGCUAUCUUAACGCGUUAAUUAGGCGUUUUCAAUUGGCAGGCGGUCUGACUGCUCAUUUAGAUUAGUCACAAGUUAAAUUUGGGCGGAUUACGACGACUGACAUUUAUUUCAAAACCAGCUUGUGUUGCUUUGGAGUUUUCCAUGUAUUGUGAGUGAAACAGUGAAGAAAUGACGGAGCUGCGAAAGAGGGGAGGAGGCGGAGACCCUGACAGCACAGAAAACAUCAGUGACAAGGAGACAGAUGGAGAAGACAGACUGGGUUUGGGUGCAGAGGGAGAAGGGGACGGGGAGGGCGACUCCAAGGCUGACACUCCAGACGUGCCCCCCUCCGUAGACAACACUCCACAGUGUCUCAACAAGGCCCUAGGGGGCCUGUCGUCCAGAUGGAAGAACUGGUGGAUACGAGGGAUUUUAUCAUUAACAAUGAUCUCAGGCUUUUUCCUCAUCAUUUACCUGGGGCCCAUUAUGCUUAUAGUGGUGGUCAUGAGCGUGCAAAUCAAGUGCUUCCAGGAAAUCAUCCACAUUGGCUACAGAGUUUACCAUUCCUACGAACUCCCCUGGUUCAGAACACUGAGCUGGUAUUUCUUGAUCUGUGUGAACUACUUCUUCUAUGGGGAGACAGUGGCUGAUUACUUUGGGGCACUAGUGCAGAGAGAGGAGCCUCUGCAGUUCCUGGUGCGCUAUCACCGCUUCAUCUCCUUUGCACUGUACCUGGCAGGUUUCUGCAUGUUUGUGCUGAGUUUAGUGAAGAAACAUUACCGCCUGCAGUUUUACAUGUUUGCUUGGACCCAUGUGACGCUGUUGAUUGUGGUAACUCAGUCACACCUUGUCAUUCAGAACAUGUUUGAAGGGAUGAUCUGGUUCAUUGUUCCAAUCUCCAUUGUCAUCUGUAAUGACAUCAUGGCGUACCUGUUUGGCUUCUUCUUUGGGAGAACCCCCCUGAUCAAGCUCUCUCCCAAGAAGACUUGGGAAGGAUUCAUCGGAGGAUUUUUCUCCACAGUGGUCUUUGGGUUCAUUUUUGCCUACCUGCUGUCUCAGUACCAGUACUUUGUGUGUCCAGUGGAGUACAGCAGCGAGAGCCUCAGGUCAUUCAGUCUGGAGUGUGAGCCUUCGGAGCUGUUCGUCAUGCAGGAGUACACCCUGCCCCUCAUGGUGCAGAACAUCCUCAGAUGGAGGACGGUGAACCUGUACCCAUUCCAAAUCCACAGCAUCUUCCUCUCCUCCUUCGCCUCCCUCAUCGGACCCUUCGGAGGCUUCUUUGCCAGUGGCUUCAAGCGAGCCUUCAAAAUCAAAGACUUUGCCGAUACCAUUCCUGGACAUGGUGGGAUCAUGGACCGCUUUGACUGUCAGUACCUGAUGGCUACGUUCACGCAUGUUUACAUUGCCAGCUUCAUCAGAGGGCCCAACCCCAGUAAGGUGCUGCAGCAACUGUUGGUCCUACAGCCGGAGCAGCAGCUCAGUAUCUUCAACACGCUUCGCUCCCACCUGCGAGAGAGGGGAAUGCUGCCCCCUGCAGUCCUGGAGGCCCAGUGAUCCAGCACACGCAGUGGAUGUGUGUGGGCCUAUACGUCAGUCACUCACACACAAAAACAUUCACUUCACACUGAAAUGCACUCACACAGAUGCUGUCAUACACAGACACUUACACAGACACACACACAUACACACACACACACACAUACACUGGUCCCUGCACAAGUUUCAUCAUUCAGCAUCACUGCGAUUGCGCUUCACAUCUCCUAGCAAUAGCACGCUGCCAUGGCAACAGCUGACACAACAACAACAACAACAGCAGCAGAAUCAGCAUCAGCCAUAGUGCUGCGUCCAUCUUUCUCGUCCCCUUGGGCCACACGAAAGGAAACUCGCAUCCCUACUAAAGAGGACAGAGGCUCAGCUCCGUGAGACACCCACCAUGAGGGCUUUUCCAAUAAGCAGCACACACACUCUCUCCCUCACACUCACACACACUCACUCACCCUCACUCAGCCACUCUGCUCUACUUGUCAGUCCUUUCUCUCCCCCUUGGUAUUUUCCUGCAGAUGAAGGCUGGGAAGCCUCAAAGACAGGCAAAGAAAUAGAGGCAUAGGAGAGUGAGUAGGUGCAGGAGCUCUAGCGCCACCUGCAGUUCGGACACUCUGUUGCUUGCACUGAUUCCAAUCCUUUGGCCCUUUAUGCAAUCCUGGCUUCCAUUUGCACAGUGCAGUUUUCUCUUCUUAUUUUGUUCUUUUUUUUUUUCAGUUUCUCUGGGUCUUAACGCAAAUGAGCAAAUAGUGAAUGAAUUGGCUCCAAACUCCGGUUUUGUUCAUGCUUAAAUCUUUUGGCAGCAUGAGCCUCACAGUCGAUCUGUUUUGGAUGUGAGUGUGGAGGCGACGUUUUUUGCACCUCAGCAUGUUUUAAUAAGUCCUGUCGUACGCUGCUGACCUAAGCCAUGUCUUCCUCCCUUUGCACGUCAUCAGCUGUGUGUGUGUGUGUGUGUGUGUGUGUGUGUGUGUGUGUGUGUGUGUGUGUUUGUUUGGUGUGCUAGAUUAAACCAACCACAGA